AUGGCAGAAUUUGUCGAGAAGCGGUGCCAGGACAUGGUUCCUGAGCUGGAGCAAAUGGAGAAGCUAAAGCUCUUUGAUAAAAACGAGAUUCGGAGUAUCGCGAAAAAACUUAAAGAAUACGAGUAUAAAAUUCAACGACACACGAAGUGCAAGGAAGACUAUCUUCGGUACAUUCAGUAUGAAAUGGAUCUCUUAAAAUUAGUCAAGCAACGGCGAGAUAAAUAUGGUAUCACUCAAAAGAGGUCGGUCAUAGACUAUGCCAUAACUAAUAAAAUGAAUAAUUUGUACAAAGAUGCGAUAAAUAAAUUUCAAGAUGAUAUUCGAUUUUGGAUUGCUUAUAUGAAGUUUUGUAAACACGUGCACUUCCACAGCAAUAUCGAUAAUAUGUUAGGCAGAAUGCUACAAGUGCACAGAGAUAAGCCAAAGUGCUGGCAUAUAGCUGCAUGUUGGGAAUUGGAGGAGAACAAAAAUGCACAGAAUGCACGGCAAUAUCUCCUUAGAGGUUUACAGAUUCAUCCUGACUCUCAGUUAUUAUAUAUUGAUGCUUUCAAACUUGAAUUAGAUAAUCCCUUAGCCACUGAUCUUAAUGAUGAAAGUACUGGAAACCAGGGAGACAAUUCAGAAUCAGUGACGACAGACAAUAGUGACAUACCAUUUCCAUUGAAAACAGCAUUUGUUAUAUAUCAGCAGGCUUUCGAUCACAUUAAGGACAUUAAAUUUAUAAUAGAGUUGCUCAAUAUUACAAAGAACUACGAUAACAUUGAGUCAUUGCAGAAUAGAAUUAUUCGUGACAUGAUUCAGAAUUAUACUAACGAGCCUUUGAUGUGGGAUACGAUGGCACGUCGUGAAUUGCAAGGUCUAGUGCAACCUGGUCUCAGUGAAUCACCAAUGGAACUAGAGAACACUGAGCAGGUCUCUUUGAGGGAUCGCAUUACAUCGUGCAGCAAAGUUUAUCAAACUGCUGUCAAAAGAAUUAAAACUGAAGAAAUCUGGUCUUUGUAUAUAGAAUGUUUAUUGGAAAUUAAUCGUGAUCUUCGUUCGUUACCAAAUUUCAAACGUAAACUUCUGAAGACCGCCUUAAUGCAAGCUCAUCAGGCAAAAAAAUUGAAAGAAGAAUACUACUUACACUGGAUUGGUAUGUUGAGCGUUGACAAGGAACACGACGAGGGCGCGCGGAAAAAGUUGGACGAGGUGCUGCGAGGAGCUACCGAAGCUGUACCAAAUAGCGUCGAUAUUUGGCAUGCGCGGCUUAAUUAUAUGUUGCAGUGUGGCUUGAAGAAGGAAGCGUAUGCUAUGUUUCCAAAAGCGACGGAGAUAUUGGGCGAGAAAGCGUUACCCUUGUGGAAAAUGCGGAUCUUACAUGCCCAGAUAAAAAGCUCUGAAGAGGCUGAGGAGAGCUUUCAAGCAGCUUUGGCGCAGCCACUGAUAGCCAGAGAUAUUAAGCCUAUGUGGCUCGAAUGGCUCGUUUUAACGAAAGGCAUCCGUGCUGCUCGCAAGGCGUACGAGAAUCUUUGCAUUCAAUCGAGCACCUCGAUGGAUUUCCACAAGAAAAUGAUCACAUUGGAACUUGUACAACCGGAGACUCAGCCAAAGUACGUACGACAACCUUACGAAAUGGCAACACAGCAGUUCGGGACCAACAACACAUCUAUCUGGAUAGAAUAUAUCAAGUACGAGAUGAAGCACGGAGACCCGAAGAGAGCCAGUGAUAUUCAUGAGCGAGCAGUCAAGACGUUAGAUCGUAGUUUAACGUACUCCUUUAUAGCGGAUUACAGCUUGAUCGCAGCGAAACCUGAUUCCAUAAAAUGAUGCCGAUCGUAAACUUGUAUUAUAUGUCCCAUGUAUUUGUGAACUAUAAAGAGUACACAUAGAAAUGGGCUAGAAGAUCACCACGCUUCUGGCAAGAAGCUAAGGACUGAGAAAUGAGUAUACUUCUUUGAUUUAUCUAGAAAAUUAAAAACGUAUUCUAAAAAUGUAUCUAAUUUAAUUUAUAAAAAGUAAUGUAAUGCAAACGUAUAGAAAAGGAUUAUGAAAAUAUAUAACGAGAAUCUAAAACGA
This is a messenger RNA of Monomorium pharaonis (pharaoh ant), 2058 nucleotides long. Its product is annotated as U3 small nucleolar RNA-associated protein 6 homolog. NCBI's taxonomy places the organism in Eukaryota, Metazoa, Arthropoda, Insecta, Hymenoptera, Formicidae. The record is from RefSeq and is a predicted model, not a curated record. Gene Ontology annotation, biological process: maturation of SSU-rRNA from tricistronic rRNA transcript (SSU-rRNA, 5.8S rRNA, LSU-rRNA). Gene Ontology annotation, molecular function: protein binding; snoRNA binding. Gene Ontology annotation, cellular component: Pwp2p-containing subcomplex of 90S preribosome; small-subunit processome. Bases 1 to 1809 code for a protein of 602 amino acids. The transcript has 9 exons.